Messenger RNA from Cucumis sativus (cucumber), 584 nucleotides. RefSeq lists its product as uncharacterized. Gene Ontology annotation, cellular component: membrane. The coding region runs from base 78 to 431 and encodes 117 amino acids. The record is from RefSeq and is a predicted model, not a curated record. Lineage: Eukaryota; Viridiplantae; Streptophyta; Magnoliopsida; Cucurbitales; Cucurbitaceae. The transcript has 2 exons.
AGAAACUUCAUCUUUUCAUAUUUUAUCAGUUCAAAGUUUUUGAGCAUUAAGUGCACCAUCGUAAGUAAUUUGUACAAAUGAACCCUCAGAAUAACAUAAUAGCAAAGGUGGCACACGUGUUAAUCCAUCUCCCACGUUUCACUCCCAAGAGCUUAAACAACUGCCACCUCCCCACUACCUUUGGUUCUCCUCACUCUCUUCAAACAUCCCAUCUUUGGUUUCCCCCAAAAUUCUUCAGUUUUGGCACUGAGAAAGAAAAAGAAGAAAUGGGUUCAGAAACUUUUGUAGAAAUCAUUUUGGCAAUUCUUCUUCCACCUCUUGGAGUUUUCCUUCGCUAUGGCUGUGGGGUGGAGUUUUGGAUUUGUUUGUUGCUGACCAUUUUGGGAUAUAUACCUGGAAUUAUAUAUGCAAUUUAUGUUCUUGUUGGAUAAAAAAAAAAAAGAAGAAGAAGAAGAAGGUUUUGAAUGUGUCAUUUUAUAAAUGUCUGUUUUUUAUUUUGCUUUGUUCAUGUAAAGUUGUGGUAAAUCAAGGAAGAAUGGACAUUUUGUGAUUAAAAUUGAUGAAGUUUUGGUUUUUGUUUCCCU